Messenger RNA from Paraphaeosphaeria sporulosa, 420 nucleotides. RefSeq lists its product as uncharacterized. The record is from RefSeq and is a predicted model, not a curated record. The coding region runs from base 1 to 420 and encodes 139 amino acids. Gene Ontology annotation, biological process: regulation of DNA-templated transcription. The transcript is spliced from 2 exons. Lineage: Eukaryota; Fungi; Ascomycota; Dothideomycetes; Pleosporales; Didymosphaeriaceae. Gene Ontology annotation, molecular function: DNA-binding transcription factor activity.
AUGUCCCAGAAUCAAGCAACGGGAAACCAGUCGAUAAUGUCCACAAGAGGGGGAUCCUCGUCAUCGGGAAGGGACCAAUCGAGGUCAAAGCCUGACGAGUGGUCCGAAGUGAAAGAUCCCAAUGAACGCAGGAAGAUCCAGAACAAGCUUGCGCAACGACGUUUUCGGGACAAAGUUCGAGAGCAGAAAGAAGAGGCAGAACGAGAAGUCGAGAACCAGCGUCGCGCAGGUUCUUCGUACGCCGCCCCGGACCCCGAGAAUAUCGAACAAAACCGAGACCUCUCUGGUCUUCCGUGGGGUGGCAUCUCCAUGAAGCACAUUGUGGAAACCGGGAAAUCUCGAGAGGAGAAAUCACAACGAAGUUCCCGUGAGAGCUCUGUAUAUGCGGCGGCGUCGCGCACCGGCGGCAGCAGUAGGUGA